AUGUCGCCUCGCAGCGGCAACGCGUGGGCUGUCAUGAAAGCUCGCGAGAAGAAAAAACAACAGCAAGAGCGACAGCAGCAGCAGCCAACGGACUCUGCAAAAGCAUCCACCUCCACCUCCCACAAACCCCCCAUCCUAGACUACCCCAGCUCCAUCACAUCUCGCGAAUCAUCAUUCAGCUCCUCCCACGACGCGAAGCUCGACCAGGUCCUGGCCAGCCACCAUGCUCAGGACCAGGACCAAGUCUUUUCCUCGUCCUUCGUGAGCACGACCACCGAAGCAGAUAGUCCCAGAGAGAAAGGCCAACGCGUCGAGAACGAGACCAAACAUUCCCGUGUCGCGGCCCUGCGCACGAAGUUUAGUCUUAGGGAUAUUGGGGAGGUUCGGAAGGGGCAGGGAGUUUCCGAUUUGUCUAGAGAUGAGAGGCCCUACAGUGGCACGACGACGCUUCAGAAUAGCUUUGAUGAGGACGUUCUUAUGCCUGAGAAGCCGGACCCAGGUGUUUAUUUGCAGUCUGCGCCUGGUUCUCAGAUGUCGUUGGGUAAGAAUCUUGAUCUGGCUGCCCAGCUGCCUACUCAGGACGAUGAGAGUCUCGAGAGGAUCAGGAAGCAAAAGGCGAAGCAGAAGAAUUCUACGGAAGAUGAUGCGACUGACCAGAUCGACGCUAUGAUACUCGAGGCAGCUGAAGCGCCUGCUGCUCGCAAGGGACAGUAUCUGAAUAGCGGACAGGCUGAAGUUGUCAAGACUCAGACUAGUGCUCAGAGCUUGAGAGCUGAAAGGGCUGAAUUCACGCCUGAGCCAUCCCCGGGGGUUCAUGGCGGAAAUGUGUCUCGCCUCGAACUGUCGAGCCCUCUUCCACCGCCGUCUCUCUGUCAACUGAAACCUUCCAACUCUCAAGACACAUCAAAGAUCAUCCCAAACACAACAACCCACGGCGGCUCCGCCCCCUCUCCCCCAGACCCAACCUACAACAACACCAUAACCCUCGACCAACAACUCCACUCGCACGUCCAAGCCCUGCACCACCACCUAAACAGUGUCGUGAACCGGCUCACAAAGACAUUCGAAUCCUCGAAUAACUGGACGAUGGACCAGAUUCUGAGGAAUGUCGAGGUUCUGUCUGAUACGGCGCGGGUUAUGAAUGCGAGGUCUGCGGGGUUGAGUGAGACUGUUGCUGGGGUGCAGAGGGGGGUAAGGGAGCUUGGAGAGAGGGAUGAGGUGCUGAAGGGAGAGGUUAGGGGGGCUGAGGAGAGGUUGAUGGGUGUUUUGAGGGAGGAGGUUGGAAGGUUGAGGGUUGAUUUGGGAUUGGAUGCGUUUCCUAUGCCUCCGACUGCGCUGGGUGUCCCAGAGAUGACAGGCGCGAGGCAGUUGCGUCCAAAGGAGCAGGACAUGUCUGGAGGAGGGCAUAACAAAGGAACCGACAGUCUAACUGAGGAUGGAAUGAUACAGGUGAAACCAGAUGCACCUUUGCCCUCCACGCCCGUUCGAAAGAAAGAAACCAAUCCACCACGCAGUGGCUCAUCAGCUCGCAAAAAUCGAGCCCAAGAAUCCUCCGGCAGCCCCGAACCCAGACCUACAGUUGACCGGACAUUCUCUCUCGAUGCCGUCUCUGAAAACAGCCAAUCCACUUUGCAACCACUGCAGAAGCAAAAGACAGAAGGCUCUGUUCCAAGCGAAGAGGGCACAAAAACACCUCAUAGAAAAGGCAUGUUUGGUUUUCGCAGACGGCGCGAUACAGGCGACAACCAGUCCUCGUCGUUUUCAUCCAGCAAAUUCCUGCGUACGCCACGCCGAAACAAGGACAAAAACAAUGACAAGGACAAACCCAGCAAGAAAGUUUCAUCCGAAGGUCUCAAGAAGGCUGAACCCGUGUCUGAUUCUACAAUCGCACCACCCUCCACACCACCAGUCCCCAAAGUCCCAGCCAACCUGGCCCAACCACAACCACAACAACAGCCAUCACACCUGCAACCACCAACAAAGGCCGAAAAUAUGAGCCCAAGCGCCAUCCACCCCGCCCUCCGCAACCCGCGCCAACAGCAAAUCAUGCGCGAACGCGAACAACGCCUUCACCAACAACAAACCAGACUGCAGCAACUCAAUUACAAUUACCGCACGAACCAACUCCCAUUAUCUUCAACAUCAGCGGCGUUAAUUCCCCAACGAAGCCUUCGAGGCUCAAGAUCCCACCAGGGUUUCAGAUCAAAGGUCUCCGCGGUACCAUCUUCGGCUUCGGCUUCGUUGUUUAAUGAUUCGGGGUUCGGUGCGCGGAGAUCACCUUCGUUAUCUAUGAGGAUGGAUUCGGAUAUGGGGUAUCAGUGGAUUCCGGGUCUACCACCUCCUGGGUAUAUGUCUACUGCUAGAUAUAUUUCUCCUUCGGGGAGUUGUUUGCCUGAGCCGCCGCGGUUUGGGGCGAGGGGUGGUUUGCAGGGUCAUGGUCAUGGUCAUGGACGUGGACAUGGACAUGGUAGGCCUUUGGGGUCUCGGGAGGGUAGUUCAUCUUCGGUUGUGCCGCGGAGAGGGAGGGGAGCUAGUCCGAUGGGUUCUACGCGUGGUUCGGCUGAGGGUUAG
Molecule: messenger RNA, 2571 nt
Organism: Aspergillus chevalieri
Lineage: Eukaryota; Fungi; Ascomycota; Eurotiomycetes; Eurotiales; Aspergillaceae
Exons: 2
Coding region: 1-2571 (856 amino acids)
Source: RefSeq, a predicted model, not a curated record